AUUCAAAUCUCACUCACUCUGUCUCUCUCUCUCUCUCUCUCUCUCUCUCGGCUGCUGAUCUUUGUUGCGUUCAAGAUAAUUGAUUGCAGUAACUGUGGUGAUCUGCUCUCUCUCUCUCUCUCUUGUGUGUUCCUGCGUCGAAUUGUAGCUAGGCUUGAAAUCAUUUCUGCUAUAUGCUUUCGUUUUUCUGUCUUUUGGCUAUUAAGCUUGCUUUCUUCUUUAAUUUACCUCCUCUUGUUCAAUUCCGAUACAUUCGCUUUCAUUUCGUUCUUGCUGCCUUUUGGUUUUCCAUUUUUUUAUUUUAUUUGAAGUACCAAAGGAGAAAAGGCGGAAAAAGAAAACUAGAUCAAAAGAAGUGAGAGAUGGCUGAAGCACUUGCUCUUACCUGUUUGGAAAAAAUCGUAGAUUGCUUGGUCGAUCCAAUCAAACGCCAAUUUACUUACAUGUGCUGCUUCAAUACCAACAUCACGGAGCUUGAAACUCAAUUGAAAGAGUUGGAAACAACAAGACAAGAUGUUCAAAUGGGGGUGGAUGAAAACCGUAGAAAGGUCAGAGUUGUUGGACGUACUGUUGUGGCUUGGCUGACUAGUGCGAAUGAGGUCACGACUGAGGUUGAGGGAAUUAUCCAAGACAAGGACAAAGUCAAGGAAGGGUGUUUAAAUGGGUGGUGCCCCAAUCUCAAACUGCGUUACUCGCUGAGCAGGAAAGCCUUGAAGAAGACCAAGGUUGUCGUUGAUCUCAAGGCUGAUGGCGUAAGGUAUACUCAGACUCUGCCAUCUCACAGCCCACCUCCUGCAUGCUUGGAGACCAUCACCAAUAGAGAUUUUAUGGGGUUUGAGUCUCGAAGGCUUAUUAUGGAAGAAAUCAUUAAGGCUCUGAAGCAUGAUGAGAUCAACCUGAUUGGGGUUUGCGGGAUGGGAGGUGUGGGCAAGACAACUAUGGUGAAUGAAGUUGCAACAAGAGCAAAAGAUGAUAAUCUCUUUGAUGAAUUUCCAAUAGCCGUCGUUAGCCAAGAGCCAAACCUAACCAAUGUCCAGGCUUGCAUUGCAGACACGCUUGGUUUGAAAAAUAUUCGUGACAUGGAGAGCCCAAUAGCGAGAGCUGAUCUCCUUCGUAAGAGACUUUUACAGGAUAACAAGAAAGUCCUUGUUAUACUGGAUGACAUUUGGGCAGAAUUUGACCUAAAGGCCAUGGGAAUCCCUUUGGAAGGUGCUGAUAAGAAUUUCAAAGUGCUUUACACGUCACGGAAUCGAGAUCUAUGGCAUGAUCUACGAUCUAAAAAGGAGAUCCCCCUUGAAAUCUUGUCAAAAGACGAAGCAUGGCAACUAUUCAGGGAGAAAGCCGGUGAUUCAGCUGAUGCUCCGGAUUUGCAGCCGAUAGCCAAACAAAUUGUGGAUGAAUGUGGAUGUUUACCGCUUGCUCUUGUACUUAUUGGUAGCGCACUUUCGAAAAAAAGUGAGAGAAAUUACAUUAAGGAGAUAUGGAAAGAGAUGCUUGAUCGGCUAACUUGUGCAGGAAGCACUCCUGCGGAUAAGGAUCUGUCUUCACGUCUAGCGCUAAGUUACGAAUAUUUAGAAGAUGAGCAAGCUAAGCGUCUAUUUUUGCUUUGUUGCUUAUUUCAAGAGGAUGAAGAUAUCAGUAUUGAAGAUUUGGCUAGAUAUGGAUUGGGUUUAUCACUUUUUGAUGCAAUAAAUGAAAUGGAAAAAGUAAGACGUCGAGUUUUUCUUAUUGUUGAUGAUCUUAAGAGCCGUUAUUUACUGCUAGACAGUGAAGAAGUAGAAAAAGAGUGCGUAAAAGUUCAUGACGUAGUGCGCGAUAUGGGCAUAUCUAUUGCAUCUAAAAAUAAAUUUGCUCUAGUAAUCCAUGGUGAAGUAUCUGAGUGGCCAAAGAAGGACACGUAUGAGCAUUAUACUUGCAUCUCGUUGAUAUCGAGUAAAAUUACAGAGCUUCCGAGAGGAUUGACAUGCCCAAAUCUUGAGUUUUUGCUGUUGGAUUGCAAGAAACUUAAGGAACUACCGUGUAAUUUUUUUGAGGGGAUGGGGGAACUCAAGGUUUUGGUACUCAAUAAUUUUGAGGGCAUCCUGUCACUUCCAACCUCCUUGAGGAACCUUCACACGUUGUCUCUUUCAGAUUUCGAUGGCAAGUUGGAUAAUGUAUCUGAAUUUGGAGGACUCUUUAGUCUGAAAACUCUAAGCUUUUGCAAUUCACGGAUGGAAGAGCUACCAGAAGAAAUAGGGAAAUUGGUUGACUUAAAGUUGUUAGAUUUGACAGGCAAUGAACUACUAAAGAGAAUACCGCCAAAUGUCAUAUCACGCCUGGUUGAUUUAGAAGAACUAUACGUCGGCUUCCAUGGCGAAUUUAAGGAUUGGGAAGGAGAAGGCAAGGAAGAAGAAGGAAGAAACGCAAACCUACAAGAGUUAGAGUUCUUGUCCAAUUUAAAUACCUUAGAGAUCGUUAUAAGAAGCGAUGUACUUAUUCCAAAAGUGCGAAUAUUUAGCAAACUUAAAAUAUACAAGGUUAUUAUAGUCCAGGAUGAUGACAAGGAGAUGGAUGAUGGCAUCAGGGAUGAGGAGCUCGGAGUUGAGAUGUAUAACUUAUUACGUAAAUGCGAAAGGGUGUUUAUGGUCAUAUCGUCGAUUCCGAUCCCUUUAAAUCGCGGAGGAAUUGAUUUGUUGUUAAGGAGUAGUGAUUGCCUAGUUCUUGAAGGGAAAGGAUGCAAUGAUUUGGUGCAAGCGUUACUACGCCGGGAUGGGGUUGAUGGACUCCAACAAUUGAAGUUACUGGGAAUCGGAAGAUGUGAUACACCAGAAUGUCUCGCCGAUACAAUGAAUCUGGUCCAUCUACCUAUUGCUCAUGCUCCUGCUAUUUUCCCCAUCCUGAAGGUAUUAGAUCUCUUUGGGCUGAUGAAUUUAAGAGAGAUAUGCGGCGGCCCAGUCCCAGCGCGUUCCUUUGGGGAACUAACUUUUAUUCGAAUCCAUAAUUGUAAAAGAUUGAGAAAUCUCUUCCAGCUACCAAUUGGAGGAUGUCUUCCUCAACUCAAACGUCUCAUCAUAAGCUCCUGUGGUAUGAUGGAAGAAGUUUUUUGGAAGGAUCAACAAGAAGAUGUGCAUGCUGCAACCAACCGAAUCGAGUUCCCGAAGUUGGAAGUCUUGAAGCUUGUGAAGCUACCGAGUCUUGUGGGUUUCUGCAGAGGGAACGACCAGAUUGAUUUCCCUCAAUUGAAAGAACUAUAUCUCGAAGAUAUACCACAGGUCAACCUCCUCUUUCACAACAACGGUAAUCUGUCUUCCAAUUCACUUUUCCCCGAAAAGGUCUCACUACCUAACCUGGAGGUCCUCCGUGUCGACAAACUUGAGAAUCUGGAAAGACUAGGACAGGGUCCACUUCCAGUGGGGUCAUUCUCAAAACUGGAAGAAUUUACUGUGAAGUUCUCCAACAAACUGCUCUGUGUUAUUCCAUCACAAUUCCUUCCGAUGCUGCGAGAGCUUCAGGAACUCACUGUAGAAAGUUGCAAAUCACUGGAGGUAGUCUUUGAAUUGGAAGGGUUGGAAUCUAAUGAACCAAACCCAGAGAUUUUAUCUCCACUGAAAUUUGUCAAAUUACGCGAGCUACCCAAAUUGAAUUGCAUUUCAAAGAGAGAUCCCGUGGGCGUCAAGUACAUUCAGACUCUAGAGAUUCACAACUGUAAUAGCUUGAGAUAUGUGUUCGCACCUACCACGACGAAGAGCAUCCCGCAACUUUGUGAGGUGAAGCUAUCGAGCUGCAAGAUGCUGUCAAGAAUUGUGGCAGAGGAGAAUGGGUUGGGUGAAAGUUCAGUGGAUAAAGUUGAGUUCCCUCAGUUGGAACGUUUGGAACUUCUUGAUCUUCCAAACCUUUUGAGUUUCUUCCCGAAUGUGAAUGUGAAUGGGAAUACUACUGCUCUGGCAAAAUCAACUAACUUCUACCAUAACCCACUGCAACCUCAGCCUCUCUUCAAUGAAAAGGUUGCAAUUCCUAGCUUGGAGUAUUUGGAACUAAGUGGGUUGGAGACACUAAGUGACCUAUGGUGCAGUGAACUUCCGACCAGCUCAUUCUCCCAACUGAAAACACUCAAUGUGAGAGGUUUCACGAAUUUGAGAAGUAUGUUCCACCCUUCCAUCGUCGGAGGUCUUGCGAAUCUCUCAGAACUAGUCAUUAAAGAUUGCUCAAAGAUGGAAGGAGUAGUUUACUGGGAAGAAGAAAUAGAAGAUGGACAAGGAAGAAAAGUAGAGAAAACUUUGUUUCCUCUGUUAAGAAAAUUGGAACUUAGUAAUCUACCAAACUUUGUGAGUUUCUUUCUGAAUGUGAAUGUGAAUACAACUACUCCGGCAAAAUCAAAUGACCACCUCUAUAACCCAAUGCAACCUCAACCUCUCUUCAAUGAAAAGGUUGCCUUUCCUUGCUUGAAGUAUUUGGGACUAAGUGGGUUGCAGAAUGUGAGUGACCUAUGGGGCAGUGAACUUCCAACCAGCUCAUUUUCCAAACUGAAAAAUCUGCAAGUGACAGAUCCUGCAAGUUUGAGAAACAAGAUUUGCAUAGUGUGGAUUGAUGAUCUCAAUAAUACCACACAAGGUUUGGAAGAGGUUGCUGGACUACUCUAUUAUACAAGUUACCACGGUAAUGGUGUUUUAGCACUUGGGAGUAAUGGUACUAUGACGAUGUGGGAUUGGCCACGUGGGACGAAGGUCACUACCAGAGUUCUUCCAGCCAGUUGUCGUCUUGCUAUGACAAAUGAUGUGACAGGUGUCAACCUCGAGGAAGCAGUGCCCUGCAUGGCACUCUCAAAGAAUUACAGUUAUAUAAUUUCAGCUUGUGGUGGAAAGGUUUCAUUUUAUAACACACUGGAACGCAGUGUAGAGAGAACGUUUAUGCCACCUCCCCCAGCUUCAACAUUCCUGGCAUUUUAUCCUCAAGGCAAUAACAUCAUAGCCAUUGGAAUGGAAGAUUUCACAAUCCGCAUAUACAAUCAUUGGAAGGAUGAGGUAAAAUCAGAAUUGAAAGGUCACGAAAAGCACAUAACUGGCUUAGCUUUUUCCACCAGUCUUAACAUAUUGGUUUCAUCAGCAGCUGAUGCUCAGCUCUGUAUUUGGAGCACAGAUACAUGGGAGCACUUGAAAUCAGUUUCAAUACAAUUGUCAGCUGGCAAGGCUUGUAACAGCGACACAAGAGUGGAGUUCCACUCUGAUCAAAUCCGUAUGUUGGUAUCUCAUGAAACACAAUUAGCAAUAUAUGAUGCUUCCGUGAUGGAUUGUAUUCGUCAGUGGGUUCCGCAAGAUGUCCUUCUUGCACCUAUUUCCUUUGCAGUAUACUCUUGUUACAGUCAACUUGUUUACACUUUGUUUUGCGAUGGAAACAUUGGGGUGUUUGAUGCAGAUAGCUUGACACUUGCAUGCUGUAUUGUGCCAUCCGUAUACUUGUACCCAGCAAUUUUAAGUGGAGGCCAAGCUUUGUACCCUAGAGUCAUUGCAGCACAUCCGAAGAAGCCCAACCAGUUCGCCAUUGGGUUCACAAACGGGUUUGUUGUACUUAUGGAACCCCAAGAAUCAGACGGCAAGUGGGAAUUAUCUCCAAGUACUGUUGAUAAUGGGAUGCUAAAUGAUAGGACAACGUCCUCUUCCAACACAAGCAACCACACAAUUGAUCAGAAUGGAGAUGGUCCUAUGGCUAGAAGCAUGGAAAAGCCAAAAACUCUAGAUGAUGUUACUGAUAAAUCCAAACCCUGGAAAGUGGCCGAAACUCAAUGCCAGCUUGUUGUUAUGCCAGACAGCACAGACGAAGCCCACAAGGUUGCUCGUCUUCUCUAUAGGAAUGGUUGUGAAGUUUUAGCACUUGGGUGUAAUGGUGCUCUACGGCUGUGGAGGAGGUAUUCAAGUAAAAACAAUCAAAGUGGGAAGCGACUUCUAAAUUCCAUGAGGUUGGUUUUAAAGGCCGCUGCCAGCGUUGUUCCACAGCAAUGGCAACCAGCCAGUGGUCUUGCUAUGACAAAUGAUGUGACAGGUGUCAACCUCGAGGAAGCAGUGCCCUGCAUGGCACUCUCAAAGAAUUACCGUUAUAUAAUUUCAGCUUGUGGUCGAGAGGUUUCAUUAUUCAACAUAGAGACUAACAGGGUAAUGAAAAAGUUUAUGUCACCUCCGGCACCAUCUUCAACAUUCCUGGCAUUUCAUCCUCAACACAAUGACAUCAUAGCCAUUGGAAUGGAAGAUUCCACAAUCCGCAUAUACAGCAUACACAAUCAUUGGGAGGAUUGGGCAGAAUGGGUAGGAUCAGAACUGAAAGGUCAUGAAAAGCGCAUAACUGGCUUAGCUUUUUCCACCAAUCUUAAUAUAUUGGUUUCAUCAGGAGCUGAUGCUAAGCUCUGUAUUUGGAGGAUAGAUACAUGGGAACACUUGAAAUCAGUUCCAAUACAACUGCCAGCUGGCAAGGCUUGUAACGGUAACACAACAGUGCAGUUUCACUCUGAUCAAAUCCAUUUGUUGGUAUCCCAUGAAACACAAUUAGCAAUAUAUGAUGCUUCCAAGAUGGAUCAUAUUCGUCAGUGGGUGCCACAAGAUGUCCUUCCUGCACCUAUUUCCUUCGCGGCAUACUCCUGCGACGGUCAACUUGUUUACACUUCCUUUUGCGAUGGAAAUAUUGGGGUAUUCGAUGCUGAUAGCUUGACACUUACAUGCUAUAUUUCGCCAUCCGCGUAUUUCCCAACGUUGUCAAGUGGAAGCCAGGCUGUGUACCCCACCGUUGUUGCAACACAUCCGUGGAAGCCCAACCAGUUUGCCAUUGGGUUGACAAAUGGGUCUAUUAUACUUAUAGAACCCCCAGAAUCAGAGGGCAAGUGGGGAUUAUCUCCAACGGUUUAUCAUAAAGGGAUGCUAAAUGAUAGGAUAGCAUCCUCUUCCAACACAAGCAACCACAAACCUGAUCAGGAGGAGGAAGUGGACGUGGACAAGAAAGUGGAAGUGGAUUUGGGCAUGGACAAGGAUGUGGACGUGGAUGAGGACGAGAAGGAUCAAGAGGAAUUUUAAGGAGGAAAAGACAAUAAGGAGCUAAUGAUGGUGAAUCGGUGAUGACACAACAGUGAAGGUUAAAAAAAAUCGAUGGUUCAAGUAAUGAUGGUGCUUAAUAUUUCGUUGUCUUUUGUUUAUUUUGCAUUUUAGGAUUUCCAGUUUGGACUUAUAUUUCUUUCUUGUACUAAUAUUUUCGUUGUAGCUGCUAUGAAAAUUGUGCAUUAUUAGUGUUGGUAAGCAUGAAAAACUAUUGAGCCUUAUUUAGAACAUUGUAACAAUAUUUAUUCAUUCGAUUGUAAAAUAUCCUUCUUAAGGUGUUCUAAUCUUAGAAUUUUGUGCCAAGAAGAAAUGAUAAAAUCGCUUCAUUGCGUGUGA
Rhododendron vialii is the source of this 7391-nucleotide messenger RNA. RefSeq lists its product as uncharacterized. The record is from RefSeq and is a predicted model, not a curated record. NCBI's taxonomy places the organism in Eukaryota, Viridiplantae, Streptophyta, Magnoliopsida, Ericales, Ericaceae. Gene Ontology annotation, biological process: regulation of DNA-templated transcription. Gene Ontology annotation, molecular function: ADP binding; protein binding. The transcript has 22 exons. The coding region runs from base 363 to 7034 and encodes 2223 amino acids.